Molecule: messenger RNA, 1161 nt
Organism: Macrosiphum euphorbiae (potato aphid)
Lineage: Eukaryota; Metazoa; Arthropoda; Insecta; Hemiptera; Aphididae
Source: the annotation of a GenBank genome assembly
AUGACAACAAACAUGUUAUCCAUAAAGUCGUCCCCAGUGACACACUUAUUGUUCACACUGGUGUUUUUAGUGUCUGGCCUUACUGUCAACUUGUUACAGUUAUUAUUUUUUAUAACUCUGUGGCCACUAAACAAGGAUCUUUUCAGAAAAAUUAACUACUAUUUUUCAUACAUUAUUUACUCAGAACUCGUUUUCUUGUCCGAUUGGUGGGCUGGUAUACCGUAUUACUUUUAUAUAAACAAAGAGGAUUACAAGUUCUUCGGCAAAGAACAUGGGAUGUUCAUCAUUAACCACAAAUACGAAAUUGACUGGCUAACUGCUUGGGUCGUACACGAUCGAAUCGGCGGCAUUCUCGGGAACUGCAAAGCAUUCGCAAAAAAUAGUCUCAAAUACAUGCCCGUAAUUGGUUGGGCUUGGUGGUUCGGCGAAUUCUUAUUCCUUCAGAGAGACUUGGUAAGAGACAAGCACACAAUCGAAACGAAGCUCGGAAAAUUGUUCGAACAUGGACACCCAGUCACGAUGUUGCUUUACGCAGAAGGCACCAGGUUCACAAAAGAUAAACAAGAGGCUAGCAUUAAGUUUGCUCGGUCUAAAGGACUGCCGGAGUUAAAGGAACACUUGCUCCCGAGGACUAAAGGUUUCAGCCUCGGAUUGCCUCAUUUUAGACACAAUUUGCCAGCCGUCUACAACGUUCAAAUUGCUUUUAAAGGAGAAGAAAAACCAUCGUUGAGAGCCUUGUUAUGUGGUCAGCGGUUUGAAGCACACGUGUACAUGGAAAGAAUACCCAUUGAACAGGUUCCAGAUGGUGACAAGGCGUGUGAAAAAUGGAUGUACGACAUGUACGAGAAAAAAGAUAAAAUGAUGGUCAGCUUCUUCAACACAGGAGAUUGGUUCAAGGAAAGUGGUGUAACACCAGUGGAGAAAUUUGUUCCGCCAUAUCGUUAUUAUUGUCUUCUAAAUAUGAUAUUUUGGUCAAUCUUAGUUUUAGUACCGUUUUUCUACUUGGCAUUUAACAUAUUCAUUUCGGGAAAUAUACUUCAUAUAUUAUUGUUGGUGCUACCGAUUGGCUUACUUCACGUCGUCUUAUCCAAAAUGUUGAGCGUUUCUGAAAUAAGUAAGACGUCUUCACAAUACGGUACAGAGAAACAAAAAACGAAAUAA